CUGCUUAUUUUGUGAUAUUUUAAGAAGGGUCUGCUUAUCAAGUUCAUUAUGAGAAAAAUAUCAAAAAAUCGUACAGAUGAUGAUGUAGUAUCAUCUACUAAUGGAUCUUUGUUAAAUGACGAUCAAACUGCGACGGAGAACAAAACUGUCGAAUCUGUAACUGAUGAAAGCGUCGAUCAAAACAAUGAUGAUUUUUCGAACACUUCCAAAGAAACUAAAAGAGGCAAAUCUGGCAAAGGAAAAACAAAGAAAAAUAAAGCGGCAAAAGACAAAAGUGUCGUUGAAGAAGAAUAUGAGGUCGAGAAAAUUCUUGAUUCUAAGAAGAUUAAAGGCAAACUACAUUAUUUGAUUCGCUGGAAAGGAUAUUCUGCAGACAGUGAUACUUGGGAACCUGAGCAAACUUUGUCUUGUCCUGAACUAAUCGGAAAAUUUAAUGAAGAAAAGGAGAAUUCUAAAAAUAAGGAACGAAAACCUAGUGCUGCUCUUAAAAGAAAAUCAAAAAAGACAAAAGAAACUAAAGUGCCAGCAAAAAGAGCUAAAUCUCAAUGGGACACUAGUGCAGAUGAAAAUGCUGAAUAUGAGGUCGAGCGUAUCUUAGAAGUACAUCACAAGAAAAAUGGAAAAAGAGAAUUUUUGAUCCAUUGGAAGGGCUGGUCUAGCAAGUUUGACUCAUGGGAACCUGAGAGCAACCUGAACUGUUCAGAACUCAUAAAGAAGUUCAUGGAUAAAGUGAGCAGCGCCCGUUCAUUGGAUUCCCGAAAUUUGAGAGUUGCUCCGGAGACUACAAACCGCUUCACGUUGCAAGAUCCAAGCUCAGGGCGUCGUCUUAGUAAGAGACGUGGACAGCGUCAAAGGGUGCGUUAUGAUAAUGCCGAGUAAUGAAUCACAAGUUGUAAAAUUGAUAGUUAUACCAAAUCUUCAAGAAUUUUGUGGUAUUGUGUGUGCUUCUUAAUUGAAUAUGUGAAUCAUAGAUUUAACUUUAAUAUGAAAAUGACACAGUUCUCAUUUUCAAUGCAUAUUUAAAUGAAAACCAAAAUAUUUCUUUCAAAGUAAAAAUAUCUAAAUGUGAAUGUACAAGUUAUUAUUUUCUGAAUAUAGCUUACUCAUUAACAGAAUAAUAGUAAAAAAAAAAUUAAUAUCAAAAAGAGUAGUUCAUUAUUUCAUUAAUAUGCAAAUGUACAUCAAGCUAUUUGAACAUAUUCGAAUUUAAAAUUAUGCCUGCAAAACAUUUUCCAGUUUACAUCGUUAUUAUUUUUCAUGAAGAUUUGAUAAUUUACUAACUAGUAUAAAUGUACUUCCUAUGGAUAUAAGUGCAAUGAUUCUCGAAAAUGGAGCUAAAAAUAUUAAAAAGUGUAAUUGUGCCUAUUCUAUAAUAGGUUAAUUGUCUAUUUGACUAUUUUUAUUGUAAGAUUUCUAAGAUCAAAGCAUUAACAAUACUUUACACAGACAGCUACAAUAACGAUUUUUACAAAAAAAGGUUUAAUGCAAACUUAUUGGCUCUUUGUCGAGAAUUGUUUUGAAUAAGGAUACACAUUAGUGUGUUGCAACAUAUUUAGUUUUGUAAAAAAUAUAAUAUGAAGUAUUAUGUUGUGACAAACAUAUAAUGCCUCUAUGUUUCUACUUAAUUUUAUAUAAAUUUGUUUAGGGAAGACUAUAUCUGUAUUGAAACCUAUGUUGUAAUUUUUGAGAACUAUUGUUGUAUACGUUUUCAUUCUUUUCAAGAUUUCUAAUGCUCCAUUCUUCUCUUUUUAAGACUACGUUAUUUAUAAGAUUAGAAAAUUAAGCACGGUGUUUAUAUACAUACUUGCAAAACCUUUAGAAUUAAAAGCAUUUCCGUAUGGUUUGUUUUGUAUAUCAUCAUCAUAAGGCAUUGUUGUUCAUCAACACGAUAUUCAACGCAAGAUCGCGUCAUUAUAUCCCUUAAAUACAAGGUUUAAUUUUGUAACGUGUAAUGUGUAAUACGCGAAACUUGAUAGAAGGUUUUUUGAAAAUUAGAUUACAAAAAUCCAAGAUUUCAAAAUUACUUCUGUAUGAGCAAUAUUAUAAUUUCAUUUUUUAAACACUAUUAAUAUAACUCGUAACUUCGUUAUACCAAAUUAAAUCUUGAAAUGUCA
Molecule: messenger RNA, 2114 nt
Organism: Bombyx mori (domestic silkworm)
Lineage: Eukaryota; Metazoa; Arthropoda; Insecta; Lepidoptera; Bombycidae
Product: chromobox protein homolog 5-like
Biological process (GO): chromatin organization; negative regulation of transcription by RNA polymerase II
Cellular component (GO): pericentric heterochromatin
Molecular function (GO): chromatin binding
Source: RefSeq, marked provisional